This is a messenger RNA of Pneumocystis jirovecii RU7, 843 nucleotides long. RefSeq lists its product as uncharacterized. Gene Ontology annotation, cellular component: elongator holoenzyme complex. The record is from RefSeq and is a predicted model, not a curated record. The transcript is spliced from 3 exons. Gene Ontology annotation, biological process: tRNA wobble uridine modification. Lineage: Eukaryota; Fungi; Ascomycota; Pneumocystomycetes; Pneumocystales; Pneumocystaceae. The coding region runs from base 1 to 843 and encodes 280 amino acids.
AUGAAUAUAUCUGAAUAUUUGAAAUUCAAUAAUAGUGUUCUUCCUCCAAAAGGUUCUUUAAUUUCUGUUACAUCAACCGUAUCUGUUUCUCCAAUUUUCAUUAUUUAUCAUUUUAUACGCACGUCAAUUCAGAAUAAUAGAGCAGUUGUUCUUGUUUCUUUUCUAAAUGAUUUUCAGGAACUUGUUUUUCUUUCUAAAAAAUGGGGCUUUGAUUUUGCUUCAAAAACGUGUUCUGAAAAGUUGGUGUAUGUUGACGGGUUAACUAUGCUAUAUGGUUAUCUUUCAGAAGAACAAUGUAAAAAAUAUGAAUUAUUCUCUACAAUACGGAUUACCCUUUAUGGAGAGUCGAAUUUGGAUGAUAUUUUUUCAGCAAUUCGGUCAGGUAUUGAUAAGGGUUCAUCUUUGAAUGAGAUGCCAUCUUUGAUUCUAUGGGGUGCUGAUUUUCUUGUUGCAAGUGAAAUUCUUACUCCUUCUGAUAUUCUUUCCAUGAUUUCUAUUUGUAAAGAGAUGGUUCAUCAUUGUAUAGUAACAUUCAAUGUGGAUUUUGCUUUUUUAUCACCAAAAAGAAGGUCUUCAGAACUUGAAGUAAAUUAUUCAAUCUUUGUUCAUUCAAUUAUAUAUCAAUCUCAUUCAAUUAUUAGUUUGCGGCAAUUGCCAAGUGGAAGAGCUAAGGAAGUAACAGGUAUUAUUCGGCUUUCUCGAGGUUCGGGCUAUUAUGCUGCACAAGAUAACACUGAAGUAUCUGCUUCUGAUACUAAAGAAUCAGGAUGCACUCAGUUUGAAAUGUUUUACUGGGUUUAUGAUUUAGGUGUACGGAUUUUCCCUAAAGGUACUUUUUUUUAA